Messenger RNA from Jatropha curcas, 1706 nucleotides. RefSeq names its product pyruvate dehydrogenase complex E1 alpha subunit. The record is from RefSeq and is a predicted model, not a curated record. Gene Ontology annotation, biological process: pyruvate decarboxylation to acetyl-CoA. NCBI's taxonomy places the organism in Eukaryota, Viridiplantae, Streptophyta, Magnoliopsida, Malpighiales, Euphorbiaceae. Gene Ontology annotation, cellular component: intracellular membrane-bounded organelle. Gene Ontology annotation, molecular function: pyruvate dehydrogenase (acetyl-transferring) activity.
UUCAUAGGCAAACAUGGCCAUCUUUUAUUAGCAGUACUUCUCUAUUUACUCUCACCAAACCUCUCCUCUUCACCGAAACACCUACACUUUCAGAUCAUACCGGAAUUCGCCCACUGAUCCAAUCCAACGGUCACUAUGGCUUUAUCGAACUUAGCUUCGUCAUCUAGAUCUCAUCUCCUAAAACCUCUCGCCACCGCCAUACCUUACACGGCAACUCUCCGCCGUCCGAUUUCUACCUCCACCGAUCCCCUCAUUAUCGAGACUUCCGUUCCUUUCACUCCUCACAAAUGCGAGCCUCCUUCUCGCUCCGUGGAGACAACUCCUAAAGAGCUUCUCUCCUUCUUUCGCGACAUGGCUACGAUGCGCCGGAUGGAGAUCGCUGCUGAUUCUCUUUACAAGGCUAAGCUUAUCCGUGGAUUUUGCCACCUCUACGACGGGCAGGAAGCGGUGGCCGUUGGGAUGGAAGCUGCUAUUACUAAAAGGGAUUGUAUUAUAACGGCGUAUCGGGAUCACUGUACGUUUUUGGGUCGUGGUGGGACGCUUCUUCAGGUGUUCUCGGAGCUCAUGGGACGCCAGGCGGGGUGUUCGAAAGGGAAGGGUGGGUCAAUGCAUUUCUAUAAGAAGGAAGCCGGGUUUUAUGGAGGACACGGGAUUGUGGGAGCUCAGGUGCCACUAGGAUGUGGAUUGGCUUUCGCGCAGAAGUAUUCUAAAGACGAAACGGUGACGUUUGCUCUGUAUGGAGAUGGUGCGGCCAAUCAGGGACAGUUGUUUGAGGCGCUUAAUAUUUCUGCUCUUUGGGAUCUUCCUGCUAUUUUGGUCUGCGAGAACAAUCACUAUGGUAUGGGGACUGCAGAGUGGAGAGCCGCCAAGAGUCCCGCUUACUACAAGCGAGGAGAUUACGUCCCUGGCUUGAAGGUAGAUGGCAUGGAUGUUCUUGCUGUGAAACAAGCAUGCAAAUUUGCAAAGGAGUUUGCUUUGAAGAAUGGUCCACUUAUUCUUGAAAUGGAUACCUACAGGUAUCAUGGUCAUUCCAUGUCUGAUCCUGGUAGCACCUACCGUACUCGUGACGAGAUCAGUGGCGUGAGACAGGAACGUGAUCCAAUUGAAAGAGUAAGGAAGGUGAUAUUAGCUCAUGAUCUAGCUACUGAGAAAGAGCUAAAGGAUAUUGAGAAGGAAAUAAGAAAAGAAGUAGACGAAGCCAUUGCUCAAGCCAAGGAAAGUCCAAUGCCAGAACCAUCAGAACUUUUCUCAAAUGUGUAUGUGAAAGGGCUUGGAACUGAGGCAUUUGGGGCAGAUAGGAAAGAAGUCAGAGUUGUGCUUCCAUAAACAAACAUAUGCGGAAAAGUAUCCAACAACAACCCCACUCUCAAAAAAAACUUUACCCAGCAGAAGUUAUAGAAAAGUGGUAACAAAUAAAUGUUAGCGAAGAUGGGUAUCUUUUUCCAGCAAUCAUUUUGUUUCUCACAUAUUUUUGUAUAGAAUACUGAUUCUUUCAAAGUUGUGGGGGUGAGAAUUGUUUCUUUUUUGUCUGUGUGGUUCUCUUUUUGGUUCUGUGAUAUUCAAUUGAAUAGGGUUCUAAUGUGCGUGAGGAUACAAGAAAACUUGUUUCUUGGUAUUCCAGGAGUUUUCCUUUUUUGUUCUAUGCCCAUUUUUCGCUGUUUUAUGAUAAAAAAAAAAAAUAAGUAUUUGUUGAUCUUAUUUGCCAA